Striga hermonthica is the source of this 789-nucleotide messenger RNA. The record is from the annotation of a GenBank genome assembly. Lineage: Eukaryota; Viridiplantae; Streptophyta; Magnoliopsida; Lamiales; Orobanchaceae.
AUGGGUUCUGUGGGAUUUAAUGGUGAAGUUGAAUCCCAGCCUAGUGCAAGCAAUUACAAGCUUCUUGUUGGCUGUGAUGGAGGUACCCAUGCCUUGGUACCUAGGAAGCUUCGGUCGGCCAUAAAAAAGCGGGCCCGUGAAAUGGUUACGUCACCAUUAUCAAUUUCGAAGAAAAGGCGUGCGUCUAAUAAAGAGGACUCUCUUAAAAAAUAUGGCAGAAAGAAUUCCAAGCCGAAAAGGGCGCACAUUACAAAGGACGAAGAAGAAGUAGCUGAAACCUUGUAUGCUUUGGCCAGUAUGUUCUUUGAUCCAAAUAAAGCUAAUAGGCUGUUGAAUAAUAGCCAAGAAAAUGGGGGAUCAUCAAAUGCAGUUGAAGGUAAUGCUUUGUUAUUGUUGAAUAAUCCCCUACCGUUUAGCCUAAUUCGAAUGGUAAAACUCCCUCAAUAUCCUAGCAGUAGCAUGCACCCACAAAAACAAUGGCUUGCUCAGCAUAACAGUGGAGUGGGGCCCACACAUUUGAACGACUGGAAAAAUGGAAGCACGGGCCCACCACCACCCAUGGUGAACUGUGCUCGACGAGCUCUUUUACCUCAUUUGCUGGGCCCAACAAAGGAUCAGCAAUUUAUGUCGUCUGCUAUCAGCAGCUCGUCUUUGCCUCUUCAAAACAUGAAGAUUAAUAGCCGUUAUCAUCAACAACUACUCCAUAAUCGUCAAAUCCCUUUGGGAUUUUUCGAGAGAAAUUUGGCUGCCUUUUGUUCGGAUAAUAUACAGCAGUUGCAACUUCCAUGA